UUGAGGGUAACUUUCCUACUUUCCUUUGCAAAAGCCAAGAUGAACUGUCGUUCAGAGGUGCUGGAGGUAUCAGUGGAGGGUCGCCAAAUCGAAGAAUCUAUGCUGGCCGUGUUGCAUACCGUACUGCUCCACCGCAGCACAGGGAAGUUCCAUUACAAAAAGGAAGGAACCUACUCCAUUGGGACCGUUGGCACCCAAGAUGUUGACUGUGACUUCAUUGAUUUUACCUAUGUCAGGGUUUCUUCAGAAGAGCUCGACCGGGUAUUGAGAAAGGCUGUUGGGGAAUUUAAGGAUGCUUUGCGAAACUCUGGCAAUGAUGGGAUAGGCCAGAUCUCACUGGAGUUCUAUCAGAAGAAGAAGUCACGGUGGCCUUUCUCAGAUGAGUGCAUCCCUUGGGAAGUGUGGACGGUCAAAGUGAAUGUGGUGAGCCUGGCUAACGAGCAGGAGCGGCAGAUCUGUCGUGAGAAAGUGGGUGAGAAACUCUGCGAGAAAAUCAUCAAUAUUGUAGAGGUGAUGAACCGGCAUGAGUACCUACCCAAGAUGCCCACCCAGUCAGAGGUGGACAAUGUCUUUGAUACAGGAUUGCGGGAUGUCCAGCCCUACCUGUACAAGAUUUCUUACCAGAUAACUGACUCACUUGGGACCUCUGUCACCACCACAAUGCGGCGCCUCAUUAAGGACACUCUUGCACUCUGAUGCCCAUGAGAAUGUGGACCUGAUAUCAUUGUGAAGCAGCACAAGCAACUAGCAUUCUGCCCUCACACAGCUUCAGAGUACUGAAUCCAUCCAUUCUCCCAGAAAACCCAAGAGUCUUGACGCCCAGAUACUCUAUUCUAAUUCAUUAAUUUCCAAACCCAUCCAGGGCCAGGAUGGAAACAACACCACUUCUCUAGAUCCUCAUAAUAAAGAAAGGAAUUCUGGAGUCCUCCUUUAGUUC
Molecule: messenger RNA, 937 nt
Organism: Euleptes europaea (tarantolino)
Lineage: Eukaryota; Metazoa; Chordata; Lepidosauria; Squamata; Sphaerodactylidae
Gene: ATG101
Product: autophagy related 101
Exons: 2
Coding region: 40-696 (218 amino acids)
Biological process (GO): autophagy; autophagosome assembly
Cellular component (GO): phagophore assembly site
Source: RefSeq, a predicted model, not a curated record